AUGCUCGACGCUCUCCCGUCCCGGCUGGGCGCGAUGUACCAGAGCAUUCCGACCAAGGACCGCCUCUGCGAGAUCGCCACCCUCGCCUAUCACGACGGCGAGGCGCGCGCCAGCCUCGUCGGCUCCACCCUCCACUCCACCGGCGCGGACCGCUUCCUCUCAGAGGGGCAGCUCUUGGCAGUCUCAGAAUUGGUCCAGGACGGGGAUGCGACUGCCCUGAUCGCCGAGGGCAAGAAGGCGGCGGAGACUUAUCUCUCCAAGGCGGCGCUGGUGGAGAAGAAGGAGGCGGUGCUCGUGGACGUCAAGGAGCUGGCGGCAGAGAAGUUUGUUGCGCCCGCCAAGGCGGCAGAGAAGUUUGUUGCGGCCCGCGCCGCUCCAUACCUGACCAAGGUGGCCGACAAGAAGGCGGCACUCGUCGAGACGAAGGAGGCGAUUCUCGCCGACAAGCGGCUGAGCCGCGCGCUUGAGGCGCUCGCGAUGGCGCGCGACCACCCAACCGAGACGGCAGUCGCGCUAAAGGCGAGCGCGAUCUCCCUCCUGCAGUACGACAAGGUGGCCGAGUAUCGCGACUAUGUCCAGGAGACCUUCGCCACCGAUCUUGUGGCCAAGUUCGCCCCGCAGCUCUCCGGUCCCGAUCUCGGCGACGCCGCCCAGCACGGCAUCACUCGGGUCCGUGCUACGAUGGCGGCGUUGUCGACCGAGCUCUACUCGUUCCCGCACGAACGCGUCAACGUAUUGAGCUUCAAGGCACGCUCGCUCCUCUCCGAGCUCACUCUGCAAGCCUCGCAGCUUCCGAACGCCGAGUCGACGCAGGCGGCCCUCGCCUCCCUCGCCAAACUUCUCGCGCCGGAGCCGGUAGUCGAACCCGCCGCUGAGUCUGCGACUACAGCGACCGACGAGGAGCGCACUGCGGUGAGGGCGAGCCUCCGCGACCGCCCCAUCGCCCGCGCGCGAGCUAAAUCCCUGCGUGUCAUGGCGGACUCCAAGUCGGGGCUGAUCCUGUAA
Molecule: messenger RNA, 1005 nt
Organism: Emiliania huxleyi CCMP1516
Lineage: Eukaryota; Haptophyta; Isochrysidales; Noelaerhabdaceae
Exons: 1
Coding region: 1-1005 (334 amino acids)
Source: RefSeq, a predicted model, not a curated record